Colletotrichum abscissum is the source of this 909-nucleotide messenger RNA. RefSeq lists its product as uncharacterized. The coding region runs from base 1 to 909 and encodes 302 amino acids. The record is from RefSeq and is a predicted model, not a curated record. The transcript has a single exon. Lineage: Eukaryota; Fungi; Ascomycota; Sordariomycetes; Glomerellales; Glomerellaceae.
AUGGCAGACCCUUUCCCAUCUUCUGUUGUCGCAGCGGUGAAUAAGCGCCCUCAGAUGAAGGCUAGUGUGCCAUACGAGGUCUUUCUUCACGUUGUUGAACAGCUUAUCGAUAUGGCAAAGAGCAACGAUACCAAGGUCUGGUCUCUCGCCUACAAUCACAGCCUGGCCACCAAGCUGGUCCUCAACGAUGUCAACAUUUUAGAGGACAAGCCCUAUUCCGUGACCUACAAGCGCUACCAGAAGCUUCGCCUUGUCUCGCAGAUCAACCAGCAGUCCCGACGCAUGACCGAGAAGACCUUUACCAGACUCCCAUUCAUGGUCGCCACUCCCGACGGACUCAGUCGCCAACUUUGCCCAGUCAAAGCAUACGUCCCUGUCACAGACGAGUUCGUCCCUUUCUUCACAUCUCUGGAAGAAGGCCGCGAGGCCGAACAGUUCAUCUACAACCAAGCUGUGCUUCUGCCCUCUGCUUCUGGCUACGCCCUCCUCUCUCGCAUCGAAAAGAUCUUUCUUCUGCGCUUGCGCUACCUCAUCACUGCAAACAAGGAGUCCCUUUCAACCCUGAUCAGACUCCCUAACCUCAAGUCAAUCACAGUCAACGUUGGAAGAUUUGGCAAACUUCACAAUAGAAUGAAGCCAGGUCUCCAUGAGGUCGACCCAAAGAAGUUUCCGCGCCUUGCAGAAUUCUGCACUCAGGACUCUGAAGCACUCAGAACUCUAUGGGCCGGUCAUCUUGAAGCACGAGGAGUCAAGCUCUUCGGGGUCAUCGACAAUGACCAGCGCCCCAUCAUGGAGUUACACCCAAGUCGUGACAAGAUCAUGAUCACAUACAUUCAGCCUCAGGCCGACGAAGCCGUCGAAGAGUUGAGAGAGCGCAUGAAGCAGGUCUUGGAAUCUUUGGCAAUCUGA